CUACUAAAAGCUUCAGCAACCUCUAACUGCUCCCAUCUGAACCCUGAUUCCCCGACCUCUCCAGCCUCCUCGUCGCUGUCAAUCCGACAUUUCCUCCUGCAAGUCGCCGUGAAUGACCUAAGGCCUCCACAUCGCCUGCUCUUGGUUCUGUUUUGUCCUGGCUCAGCUUGAUGAUUACUGUUAGUUUCUGCAUUGAAGAUACGGUUGUGUAAGUGAAUCAAGACAAUCAGUCAAAUGGCCUUAACCAACUUCAUACUCACGGUGGCGGGUGUCAGUGCUGUGAUUCUGCUGCUUAGGAGUGAUGUCAAGCAAUCUGCCACCAUCUUCAGACGCAACGUCCGACAGAUACGCCAUUGGCUUGAGGAAGAGUCUGCUUCUGCUGCAAAGGAGAUGGAGAAGGCAAAGCCGAAGGAGAUACCUGGAAAGGAUACACCCAAGGAGGAAAAGGGUCCUUGAAGCCUGGUUUAUGUAGGAAACUGUACAUUUUAGCAACCUUUCUUUGGCAUCUGGUCCGUCUUGUAUAAAUCUGAGAGCGUGGAGAGAGAGUUUUUGGUCUUGAUUAGAUAUUGUUGUUUUUCUGAAGCACAUACUUAGGUACUUCGGAUUCAAUAAUGCUUGGCUUCUAUGCUUUUUGUGAAA
Messenger RNA from Coffea eugenioides, 639 nucleotides. RefSeq lists its product as uncharacterized. Bases 235 to 456 code for a protein of 73 amino acids. The record is from RefSeq and is a predicted model, not a curated record. The transcript is spliced from 3 exons. NCBI's taxonomy places the organism in Eukaryota, Viridiplantae, Streptophyta, Magnoliopsida, Gentianales, Rubiaceae.